Molecule: messenger RNA, 1003 nt
Organism: Acromyrmex echinatior (Panamanian leafcutter ant)
Lineage: Eukaryota; Metazoa; Arthropoda; Insecta; Hymenoptera; Formicidae
Source: RefSeq, a predicted model, not a curated record
UUCAGAGAUUGCACACAUAUCGAUGCGUUUGUCUGCGUGCCUAAAUACGUAUCGCGAUGGCUCAAAUUGCCUGCGGGCGAGCAGACACCCCAUCAGCAUCCAUCGCUGCUACAUCGCGGCCGAGAGCACCAGUUAUUACCCCCUCAGUUUCUCAUCCAUAUAUAAAGAUAUAUUCACAACGGUCAUAUCAAAGAAAAAUCUUCGUUCUCUUGUAAAUACUGAGUCGCAAGAUAUGCAAGGUAUACCUGCCACAGAACUGGAAGAACGUCAUGUGUGCGAGAAAAAAAAUGGAAAAAAAUUUCUCGUGGCGUGCCAUAUGGUGGAUAAUUCUGUAAAUUGAUGGAGAAUUUCACGAAGCAACUGACACCCGGGAUACGGGUUCCUACACAAUCAAAUGCCGCUCUAUGUAACGUCGCUCUCAUAUAGGACAAGCAUUAGUUUUAAGGGCAAAUUAAUUAAGACACUAAUUAAGAAUUUAAUACCUCUCUAACACAUGAAGACGUUGACUCUUCACGGCGACGCUUGCGUUAACGCGUGUCUCUUGCGAAAUCAAUUAAUCCAAAUAGAACAAGUCGUUAUAAUAUUAAAAAUUAUGUCAAAAUGACUCCAAAAUUUCAUUUACCAUUUAUUUUAACAUGACUUUAACGCCAUUUUGACUUGUUAUGACUUGUUCUGUUUGGGAAUGUACAAUUGAGUUUGAGUUCAAUUACCCGUGUGAUAUUAAACGAUGAAUCGUUGAGAGAGAGAGAGAGCAAUUAAUUUUAUUGCCAUUUUACUGUGUGGUUAUACUUUUUUGUCUACAAGCAUUCGUGCAACACUGUUGUGUAAUUACUUAUCGCGUUAUCUGCAAUCACUGUGCAAUAUUUUGCAUUGCUCUUUAGCCUAAUUUUAUUCAUUUACAUAUAUCUGGUGGCAUUAUAACAACAGCAGCAAUUAACGCUGGCGCUUUCUGUAUAAGUUUUUUAUUAUAACUUGUAAUAUUGCUGUAUGAUAAACUAAAUUG